Messenger RNA from Cuscuta campestris, 1365 nucleotides. The record is from the annotation of a GenBank genome assembly. NCBI's taxonomy places the organism in Eukaryota, Viridiplantae, Streptophyta, Magnoliopsida, Solanales, Convolvulaceae.
AUUAGAAACGUCGCACUCGAGUACCUCGGGUCCAUCCUUUCAACGGAUAAAAACCCCUUUUGGACUCGUCUUCUUCUUCUUGCUACUGAAUCUUAACCCGACCCGAAUUCCGACUGCAAUUUCCCAAAUCCUUGUCCCUUUCUCCAAAAUGGCUCCUACGAAUCCUGAAACCUGGACCCAUGGACCCUCCAUUUUCAAGGAGAACGAACUUCGAGAGGUGGCCGUGCUCCUGGGCAAGGGCUUCCGGGUCCACCAUCCCGAUGCCGUUGGGGGGAUCAGUUUAUCCUACAAUCCAAACCCCCAAAAAUAUAUGGUCAUGCAAUACCACUCCGUGGAAAAUGGGUUUAGGUUGCCCCUCCACGGUCUGCUUCGCGACCUCUGCCUCCAUUUCGGAUUUGCUCCGCGUCAAUUGACUGCCAACGCGCACAAAUAUGUCGCGUCCUACAUCUUGCGGUGCUGUGCCCUGGACAGAACCCCGAAACUGGAUGAAUUCCUUCUCCUCUUCAGUAUCGGUGGUUUCCCCUUCUACAGCCUAUAUCCCCACAACCAUUUCCCAAUUUUUGAGAAGGUUGAGUUCAAGUAUGAAAAAUGGUCAUUGAGAUACUUCGUUAUUGAGUUCCCGGCUCACAGCCCCCUUGAUCUACCGGGUGUUGUCCUCCGCCGUUCCAUUUCCCGGACGAAAUUUGCUGCAGCAGAAUUAGCGGAGGGAGUGUUCAACGCCUUGAGAGAAAAAGAAGGUGUGCCUUCUCCUGAGAGAUCGAAGUCUCCUUCUGCUGCAGAGUCCAACCCGGCUAUGAGCUCUACCGGGAAUCAACCCCAGGGCGAUUCCACUGCCUUGGUUAUUUGCAAGCCGGUUGCUGCACUGGAGGCUGUUCCUAUCUCUGCCAUUCCUGGGCUCAGGAGGCCAUCCCAUCCUAGAAACAACCUAGGGAAGGAGUUACUGACGAUGAUUUCCUUCCCAAUAAGCAUAGGGGUGAUGGCACUUCUGUUUCACCCAGCCCCCUGUCAACUUCUUCUGAAACUGGAGGAAGAAGUUGAGGGGCAGGAAGAACCAGAGUCUUCUCCUACAGCAGAGAAGGAGAUUGGAAUUCAGAAAGUGCCGGACGCCCCCUCCACGGCGGAGAAGGAAGCUGAAGAGCAAAAAGAUGCCGAGGUUCUUCCAGAGAUGAGGAGAGAGACUGGUGGUCCCAAAGUGGUGAAAUACAAAGUCUAGAGGAGGGUGAAUAGACUUUGUUACAGAUUUAAAAUCUUUUUCGUUUCUUUUGAAAACGUGAAAAUGAGUGUUAAUCUAGAGUCCUUGUGAACUUUAGAUUUUGUGUGCGGAAUUUUGGUAGGUAGAGUGAGCAGUAAAAAAUAUGGAUAGGU